AUGGCUGCACGUCGAAGUUUUGUCACAUCACCACGAUGUUAUUCACAAACAAGUGCACCGGAAGAGCGCCUCUCUGAGACACAACAACCCGCCGAAUCGUCGGCCAGCACCAGCGGGACGAACAAAUCAUCGAUAGACCAAUGGUCAUUUAUGAAGGAUAUAUCAAAACCGAUUCCAUCCCCGUACUCUGCCCAACACGACCUGUAUUCGAAAGCCAACAGAUCACCCGACGACGCAUGGAGAUCGCGGAGCAACGAUAUUGCGACUCAUAUGCGCGACACGCUCAUUACCACCGCCGGUCUCCCGCUCGUGGACUAUAUCAGGAAGAAGUCGAUAGUAGGGUACGAUAUCACAAUUUCUGGUCUACAAGUACCAACGGUCUCUACUGUGUUGCAACGGAAUCGAGUCAAGCAAGAGUGGCGAAGAGAUAUGCGCCAUGAAAAGGGUGCCGUGAAACGGUACCGACUGCGGAGCGAGCGACAUCGUCGGCGGUUUGCUGCCAUGGUGAGACGAAAGGUCCAGAUUGUUCAAGCCAUCCGACAGCGUGGAAUGUAG
This is a messenger RNA of Serendipita indica DSM 11827, 555 nucleotides long. NCBI's taxonomy places the organism in Eukaryota, Fungi, Basidiomycota, Agaricomycetes, Sebacinales, Serendipitaceae. The record is from the annotation of a GenBank genome assembly.